Phaeoacremonium minimum UCRPA7 is the source of this 1077-nucleotide messenger RNA. RefSeq names its product putative hexose transporter protein. Gene Ontology annotation, biological process: carbohydrate transport; transmembrane transport. Gene Ontology annotation, molecular function: carbohydrate:proton symporter activity. Lineage: Eukaryota; Fungi; Ascomycota; Sordariomycetes; Togniniales; Togniniaceae. The transcript is spliced from 2 exons. The record is from RefSeq and is a predicted model, not a curated record. Gene Ontology annotation, cellular component: membrane. The coding region runs from base 1 to 1077 and encodes 358 amino acids.
AUGGCAUCAAUGUUUAACGUCCUUUGGUACCUGGGUAGCAUAAUCGCUGCGUGGGAGACAUUUGGGACGGGCCACUUGUCAACGCAGUGGAGCUGGAGAAUCCCUUCGAUUUGCCAAGCGAUAUUCCCCCUUCUGGUCAUGAUUGCUGUCACCUUCAUGCCGGAGUCACCUCGUUGGCUGUACUCGAAAGGUCGAUAUGAAGAAGCCAAGCGUAUCCUUGUGACACACCACGCCAACGGAGACGAGAACGACGAGCUAGUUGCCAUUGAGCUCGACGAGAUUGCUCGAGCACUGGCACUGGAAAGGGAAACUCACAUCGCGUCAUGGAGCCAGAUCCUGAGCAAUAGGCCUAACCGCAGGCGAUUCGGAAUCGUAAUCUCGGUUGCUGUUCUAACACUCUGGAACGGGCAAGGCGUUAUCUCCUACUACUUCUCGCCCAUUCUUAACAGCAUCGGCAUCACGAACACCAACCAGCAGACGGGGAUUAACGGAGGCAUGUCUAUCUGGAACCUUAUCUGUAGCGUGGCCGGAGCCCUUCUAGCCGAUCGUGUUGGCCGGCGACCCCUGUGGCUCGCUUCCUUCGUUGGCAUGAUUUUUGCCAAUAUCCCUCUGACCAUAUCUAGCGCGAUGUAUGAGAAACAUAACUCCCAGGGCGCGGGUUAUACGACCAUUGUGUUCCUCUUUUUGUAUAACGCUGCCUUCAAUAUUGCCUGCAAUCCGCUUCUGUAUUGCUACACACCGGAGAUCCUGCCUUAUAGCAUUCGCAAUAGGGGUCUUGCUCUUCAGGUGUUAGUAAGUCAGGCUGCACUCACGGUUAAUCAAUACGUCAACCCAAUUGCAUUGGAUCGGAUCGGCUAUUACUACUUCAUUUUUUAUCUAGGUAUGCUGGUACUAGGAACACUUCUCAUCUACUUCACAUUCCCGGAGACAAAAGGAUAUAGCCUGGAGGAACUCGGCAAGCUAUUUGAUGAUAGUUUCGAUGUUCAUCCCAAGCCAGCGAUAGUGCUCGAAGGCCAGGCAGCAGAAGAAAGUAAUGAUGCAGGGAAAUCGGGAGAGCAAAAAGCCGCUGGCUGCUAG